ACUUUGUUCCGGCCGCCAGCCAACCGCAAUACGAUGGCGUCACCGCCGACGUCCCUCCCAGUCUCCAAUCCGCAAGCCACCACCACUACUCAAACAACAUCAAUAGCAACCCCCGCCCUCCGGUCCUUCAUCUCCCGUCUCUCCUCCUCCAUCCGCCAGUCCUUCUCCCAACGCCGCCCUUGGUACGAGCUCGUCGACCGCUCCGCCUUCUCUCGUCCGGUUUCCCUUUCCGACGCUACCUCACGCGUCCGCAAAAACUUCUCGUAUUUCCGAAUCAACUACUCAGCGCUACUAGCUGCUGUUCUCGCUUUUUCUCUCCUAUCUCAUCCUUUCUCUCUCAUCAUCCUUCUCUGCCUCCUCGGUGCCUGGCUUUUCCUGUACCUUUUCCGUCCAUCAGAUCAGCCACUCGUGAUGUUCGGGCGCACCUUCUCCGACCGCGAAACCCUACUGAUCUUGAUUGUAUUCACUAUCAUUGUUGUUUUCCUAACAAGCAUCGGGUCGCUCGUGAUCUCUGCACUUAUGGUUGGAUUAGCGAUUGUUUGCGUCCAUGGAGCGUUUAGAGACCCUGAAGACCUGUUUUUGGAUGAUCAGGAUCAGGCUACCGCCGGCUUGCUUUCCUUCCUCGGUGGAGCCACUUCAUCUGCUGCCGCCGCUGCUCCUCCAGCUAUGGCACGCGUUUGAUGAUCGAGAUGGACAUGGGUUUGAAUUCGAUGCGGUUUGAUGGAUAUGGAGGAUUCCCGUUGGAGGUGGUAAGAGUACCUAUGAUCGGUAAAAGCAGAACUGUUUUGUAGGUUGGUUUCUUUAAUUGAAUGCCAUGGACUCUGGAUUUUUACUGCUCAAGAUCCUGUUUAUAGGUGUCUAGGGGCAUUAAAUUUGGUUUUGGAUCGCUUGUUAAUUGUAGUUGGAAAGGAAAUGCUAUGAGAAUUAAGGUAUGUGGUAUGGAGGGUGCUUGACAUGCUAGUAACUCAA
This is a messenger RNA of Cynara cardunculus var. scolymus (artichoke), 969 nucleotides long. Its product is annotated as PRA1 family protein B3-like. The coding region runs from base 34 to 681 and encodes 215 amino acids. Gene Ontology annotation, biological process: vesicle-mediated transport. The transcript is spliced from 2 exons. NCBI's taxonomy places the organism in Eukaryota, Viridiplantae, Streptophyta, Magnoliopsida, Asterales, Asteraceae. The record is from RefSeq and is a predicted model, not a curated record. Gene Ontology annotation, cellular component: Golgi apparatus; endoplasmic reticulum.